AUGGGUAAUUUACCAAAAGCAAGAGUUAAUGAAGCAAUUCCAUUUACAAUAGUUGGGGUUGACUUUUGUGGACCUUUUUUAGUCAAAGAAAAGAAAGAAAGAAAUAGAAUUAAAGUUAAAAUAUACGUAGCAGUCUUUGUAUGUCUCGUCAUCAAAGCUGUACAUCUAGAAAUGGUCAGUGAUUUAACUACAGAUUGUUUUAUUGCUGCUUUAAAAAGAUUUGUUGCAAGACGUGGUUACCCGACUGAUAUUUAUUCAGACAAUGGUUUAAAUUUUCAAGGGGCCAACAAUGAAUUGAUUAAACUGCAAGAUCAAUUAAAAUCAAACGAUGCACAAAAUAAAUUACAAGAAUUUUUUAACACAAAAAAAAUUCAAUGGCAUUUUACGCCACCACUUUCUCCACAUUUUGGCGGACUUUGGGAAGCCGCAGUCAAGUCAUUCAAACAUCAUUUUAAAAGGGUUAUUAAACCAGAUAUUUUAUUAUCACAAGAAGAAUUCAACACCUUGAUUAUUGAGAUCGAGGCAAUACUCAAUUCACGUCCACUGACACCUAUUUCAACUGAUCCAAAUGAUUUUAUGGUGCUCUCACCUGGACAUUUUUUAAUUGGACAUGCUCUCACAACUAUAAGAGAUCAUGACUACAACAACAUACCCAUGAACAGGUUGUCUAGAUGGCAACUGAUUGAACAAAUAAAACAAGAAUUUUGGCAACGUUGGCACAAUGAAUAUCUCAACGAGAUGAUCAACCGCAGUAAGUGGAACAAAGACAACAACAACAUAGAAAUAGGCGAUGUGGUCUUAUUGAAGGAAGACAACAUUCCACCUAUGCAUUAG
Molecule: messenger RNA, 834 nt
Organism: Aphidius gifuensis
Lineage: Eukaryota; Metazoa; Arthropoda; Insecta; Hymenoptera; Braconidae
Exons: 1
Coding region: 1-834 (277 amino acids)
Biological process (GO): DNA integration
Molecular function (GO): nucleic acid binding
Source: RefSeq, a predicted model, not a curated record